Molecule: messenger RNA, 3436 nt
Organism: Pteropus alecto (black flying fox)
Lineage: Eukaryota; Metazoa; Chordata; Mammalia; Chiroptera; Pteropodidae
Gene: IARS2
Product: isoleucyl-tRNA synthetase 2, mitochondrial
Exons: 23
Coding region: 17-3064 (1015 amino acids)
Biological process (GO): isoleucyl-tRNA aminoacylation
Cellular component (GO): cytosol
Molecular function (GO): isoleucine-tRNA ligase activity; ATP binding; aminoacyl-tRNA deacylase activity
Source: RefSeq, a predicted model, not a curated record
CUCGGGCCGGCCCGCCAUGCGUUGGGGGCUGUGCCCUCUUGGGCCCGGGCCUGCGGCCGUGGCCCGGAGUUGGGGGCUUCUCCGCCUUCCCUGUAGGCCGGGGUGGCGAGGGAGGACGAGGGGACCUCUGGUGCGAUCAGUCACCGGGGCCAGUAGCCAGCUGCCGAGCUCGAGUAAUGGCAGGUACCGGGACACGGUGCUGCUGCCGCAGACCAGCUUCCCCAUGAAGCUGCUGGGCCGCCAGCAGCCGGACACGGAGCUGGACAUCCAGCAGAAAUGUGGAUUUUCAGAACUUUACUCAUGGCAAAGAGAAAGAAAAGUGAAGACAGAAUUUUGUCUUCAUGACGGACCUCCUUAUGCAAAUGGUGACCCUCAUGUUGGACAUGCUUUAAAUAAGAUUUUGAAAGAUAUAGCCAAUCGAUACUAUAUGAUGAGAGGUUCCAAAAUACAUUUCGUGCCAGGCUGGGAUUGUCAUGGGUUACCCAUUGAAAUAAAAGCAUUAUCAGAACUUGGUGGAAAAACUCAGAAUCUUUCAGCUGUGGAAAUUAGGGAGAAAGAAUUCACCAAGUUUGUUGCUCAUGGACAUGCUAAAGCAGCAAUUGAGAAACAGAGAUCAGCCUUCAUUCGCUGGGGCAUAAUGGCAGAUUGGAAUAACUCCUACUAUACAUUUGAUGGAAGAUAUGAGGCCAAGCAGUUGAGAAUUUUCUACCAAAUGUUCGAUAAGGGCUUGAUUUAUCGAUCUUACAAACCUGUGUUUUGGUCUCCCUCAUCAAGGACUGCCUUGGCCGAAGCGGAACUGGAGUAUAAUCCCAAGCAUGUCAGUCGCUCAAUAUAUGUAAAGUUUCCUCUCUUGAAACCCUCUCCUAAGUUGGCAUCUCUUAUAGAGGGUUCAUCUCCUGUUAGUUUUUUAAUCUGGACCACACAGCCUUGGACAAUUCCAGCCAAUCAGGCUGUUUGUUACAUGCCAGAUGCAAAAUAUGCUCUUGUGAAAUGCUCCACAUCCGAAGAUCUCUACAUACUGGCUGCAGAUAAAGUAACACCUGUGGCUUCUACUUUGAAAACAGCAUUUGAGGUUAUUUCGACGUUUUCAGGUGCCGAUUUGGAAAAUGGAACUUGUACUCAUCCCUUAACGCCUGAUAAAGCCUCGCCCCUCUUACCUGCCAAUCACGUGACCAUGGCAAAAGGAACAGGGUUGGUGCACACGGCCCCAGCUCACGGCAUGGAGGAUUAUAGCGUGGCUUCUCAACACAACCUGUCCACGGAUUGUCUGGUGGACGAAGAUGGAGUCUUUAAAGCUGCCGCAGGUCCGGAACUUGAGAACAAGGCUGUCCUUGAGGAGGGGACCGAUGCGGUUAUAAAGAUGCUUCAGGCCGCAAAGAAUUUGUUGAAAGAGGAGGAAUUGCUCCACAGCUAUCCCUACGACUGGAGGACCAAGAAACCGGUGGUUAUUCGUGCCAGCAAGCAGUGGUUUGUGAACAUCGCGGACCUGAAGGCCACGGCCAAGGAAUUGUUAAAAAAAGUGAAAUUUAUUCCCGGAUCGGCCCAGAAUGCCAUGGUCGAAAUGAUGGACAGGCGGCCGUAUUGGUGUAUAUCACGGCAGAGAGCUUGGGGCGUUCCGAUCCCUGUGUUUCAUCAUAAGACGAAAGAUGAAUUCCUGAUCAACAGCCAGACCGUUGAGCAUAUUAUUAAACUAGUGGAACAACAUGGCAGUGACGUGUGGUGGACGCUGCCUCCUGAGCAACUUCUUCCAGAAGAAGUCUUAUCGCAGGUUGGCGGUCCCGAUGCCUUGGAGUAUGUGCCAGGCCAGGAUAUUCUGGACAUCUGGUUCGAUAGUGGAACUUCAUGGUCUUACGUUCUUCCAGGUGCCGACCAAAGGGCGGAUCUGUACCUGGAAGGAAAAGACCAGCUCGGCGGUUGGUUCCAGUCUUCCUUGUUAACAAGCGUGGCGGUGAGGAAGAAAGCACCUUUUAAGACAGUGGUGGUUCAUGGAUUUACCCUCGGAGAAAAGGGAGAAAAGAUGUCCAAGUCUCUUGGGAAUGUCAUCGAUCCCGACGUCGUCAUCAAUGGAGGACAAGACCCAAACAGAGAGCCUCCUUACGGUGCUGACGUCCUUCGCUGGUGGGUGGCCGAGUCCAACGUCUUCACGGAAGUGACCAUUAGUUCUUCUGUGCUUAACGCUGCCAGAGAUGAUAUCAGCAAGCUUAGGAAUACACUCCGCUUUCUUUUGGGAAACGUGGCCGGCUUCAACCCGGAGACAGAUUCCGUCCCUGUGGAGGACAUGUAUGUCAUAGACCAGUACAUGCUGCACUUGCUCCAGGACCUGGCCAACAAGGUUACCGAUUCCUACAAACAGUACGAUUUUGGGAAAGUCGUUCGGCUGCUGCGAGCCUUUUACACCAGAGAACUCUCUAACUUUUACUUCAGCAUAAUCAAAGACAGGCUCUACUGUGAAAACGCGGAUGAUCCCAAACGGCGCUCUUGCCAGACUGCGCUGGCCGAAAUUCUGGAUGUCGUCGUUCGUUCCUUUGCUCCUAUUCUUCCUCACUUGGCCGAAGAGGUUUUCCAGCACAUACCGUAUCUCAAGGAGCCCAGGAGCGUGUUCCGCAGCGGGUGGAUCCGCACGAGUUCCAUCUGGAAGAAGCCGGGCCUGGUGGAGGCCGUGGAGAGCGCGUGCGCCAUGAGGGACGCGUUUCUGGGGAGCAUCCCCGGCCAGAGCGCGGCCGCGUACAGCGUCGUCAUUGUCAUAGAGCCCGGGCUGCUGUUCGAGAUAAUAGAGAUGCUACAAGCUGAGGAGACGUCCAGCACCUCUCAGCUGAAUGAGUUAAUGAUGGCCUCCCAGACGACUCUCCUCUCCCAGGAGCCCCGAGAGCGAGCCGCAGAUGCGAUCGAGCUCACAGGGACCUUCCUCAUCAAUUUAGAAGGUGGCGAUAUUCGUGAAGAGUCUUCAUAUAAGGUGAUCGUCACGCCAACUACCAAAGAAAAAUGCCCUCGCUGCUGGAAGUACACAGCCGAGUCCUCAGAGGCCCCCUGUCCCCGGUGCGCAGACGUCCUGGGUGGCAAGUAGUACCUCCCCCUAGUGGUGACAGCGAGCCCGGCAGGCCCCGCCGUACCGGCCGGGGUGACGGACGGUUGGUUUACAAGCCUGGAAGGAGAUCCAAGGUCUAGGUAAUGAGUGGGAGCGUAAGGGGUGGAGGGUGAGCGUCCAAGUAAGAAUUAUAAGAUUUUCCUGUAACUAGAUAAAAAAUGUGUACAUACACACGUGCAGAGACACACAUGUGCAGACGGACAGCCACGUAUCCGUGAUGGACUCAUGCAGAACAGACUCAACACGCUUGCCCUCAAACGGGCUGAGCAGAAAAUCUUUUAUAUCUUACAAAUAUUGUUUUAGUAUUUAAGUUCUAUAAUAUCUAAAAAAUAAAGGCAUUCUAGAAAGUUA